GACAAAUUCCUUAAUACGCCCCUGAAGUGUAUGGUUUCAGGGGUUUAGAAAAUCAUCGCAUUUUCGUAUUUUCAAGAGGAAACAUAUGUUUGCAGGAAAAAUGGAGGAAAGAGAUGUUGAAGGAUUUGUGAAAGAAGUUGAUGAAGAAGGGUUCCAUAAAGAUAUGGAUGAUGAAAUUAAAAAGAAAAAAGAGAGACAGAUGUUCCUGGACGAUGUUGGAGUAGUAGUUGCGAUGAUAUCUAUCACAGUGUUAGCAAUUGUAGUUGUUAUACUUAAAGUUCUACUAUUCGACAGUACUGGGCCAGGAGAGUUAGGAACAUUUAAACCUUUGCCUCAGAUGCAGAACUCUAUAAUCAAGUAUACAGCUAAUGGAUAUAUUCCAUGCAAAGGAUAUGUUCCUUGCCCUCCAGGAAUGGAGGAUUGAGAGAAAAGAAGAAGAAAAUAAUCAAAAUAUCACCUAAACAUUUUGUUCUUUGAAUAACACUCCAAAUAUUCCAACUGUGCGCUUAAUAUUGCUAAACAUGUAUAUAUAUGUAUCUAAUGUAUUAAUGGAAUUAAAUUUAAACCUCACUAUCUGGCAAUUUUCUUUGCAGUUCAACGUUUUUGCCUUCCAUGUUUUUUUCCAGAAUAUCUCUUUUUAUUGAGGACCCAAAUAUUUCUUAAACCCCAAUAAACACUAAUCAAAUUUUCAUUUAAAAAAUUCCCAAGAAACAAACCAGUAUUUUUUCAUACAUUUUAAUUAAAAAUUUUGUUAUGCUUAGGAAGGGUUUCAAAGGGUUUAAAACAAUUCCGACUCAUUCUUAACAUUUUAUUAACAUCUAAUUGAUCUAACUAAGCCUUUAGAGUUUCAUUUUAAACGGAUCCGGAUCAAAGGACCUAAUUAGUUGCUAUUUAGAUAUAGUUUUCUAAUCCAUAAAACUUUGGAAUCUCAUUUGGACAAUUGACAUUGCAAACUUUGAAUACUAAUAGUAAAAGUUUGAAAUAUCAGAGGUUUACACCAUAAGGUUUCAAAGAUAUGAGAAUUA
Messenger RNA from Eurytemora carolleeae, 1025 nucleotides. RefSeq lists its product as uncharacterized. The record is from RefSeq and is a predicted model, not a curated record. The coding region runs from base 86 to 424 and encodes 112 amino acids. NCBI's taxonomy places the organism in Eukaryota, Metazoa, Arthropoda, Copepoda, Calanoida, Temoridae. The transcript has 4 exons.